Messenger RNA from Tarenaya hassleriana, 10829 nucleotides. RefSeq names its product vinorine synthase. The transcript is spliced from 19 exons. NCBI's taxonomy places the organism in Eukaryota, Viridiplantae, Streptophyta, Magnoliopsida, Brassicales, Cleomaceae. The record is from RefSeq and is a predicted model, not a curated record. Bases 104 to 1492 code for a protein of 462 amino acids.
UCUUGGAUUUGUUUGUUAAGUACUGCUUUUUGCCAGGUUUCUUCUUCCAGAAGCACGAAAACACCAGAAAACCGAGGAAGAAACGAGAAAGUUCUCCCGGAAAAUGAACCUUGCCCGAGUUUUCUGCAGAAGAUUACACCAAAAAUGUCUGGCUUCUGAAUCCAAAUCUCAGAUGAGAGUCGAUACGGUCGCAAGGGAUAUUAUCAGACCUUCAUCCCCGACCCCUGACCACUUGAGGCACUUCAAACUCUCUCUUCUGGAACAGCUCGGUCCUACGAUCUUUGGCCCUAUGGUUUUCUUCUAUUCAAGCAGCAGAUUCAGACAAGCCGAGCAACUGCAGAAGCUGAAGAAAUCGUUGUCCGAGACAUUAUCUCAUUUCUACCCUUUAGCUGGACGACUCAAAGGGAACGUUAGCAUCGAUUGCAAUGACUCGGGUGUUGAUUUCCUUGAAGCAGAAGCUGAUUCUUCACUUUCGGGGUUUCUAGAGGAACCCUACUUAGAAGGGUUGCAGCAACUGAUUCCGACACAGGUUGAUUCACCGGAGGCAAGAACAAAGUUACUUCUGGCGCAAGCAAGCUUCUUUAGAUGUGGAGGCAUAGCUCUGGGCGUUUGCCUUUCCCAUAAGAUAGCCGAUGCGUCUUCUAUAGGUCUGAUCAUGAAGAGCUGGGCUGCCAUGUCGGCUCGAGGAUCCAUGAAAACCGUUGGAUUUCCUGUCUAUAACACAGCAAAUCUCUUCCCGCCGGGAAAUUUCUCGGACACAGAUCCUGCGCCGGUGGUUGAGCCAGAGAUCAUGAAAAAGACGGUUUCGAAGAGAUUUGUCUUCGGCGCUUCCGACAUCCAAUCUCUGCAAGCGAAAUCUGCAAGCUCUGAAGUGAGCCAACCGACAAGAGUCGAGGCUGUCUCUGCCCUCAUAUGGAAAUGCGCAAUGAAAGCAACGAGAACAGUAUCAGGAACACCGAAACCAUCAGUGAUCGCACACGCUACAAAUAUACGCCGGCUUGUCUCUCCGCCAUUGCCGGAGACCUCCAUCGGCAACCUCGUAAGCUACUUCGCGGCUCGAGCAGAGGAGGAAAACCAGACAAAGCUUCAGAAUUUGGUCUUCCAGAUAAGGAAAGCGAAACAGAACUUUAGAGAUAAACACGUACCCAAGCUAAUAGGAAACCCAGAAGCUCCGGACAUCAUCUGCAACCACCAGAAAGAAGCAGGGGAUAUGAUCGCGAGUGGGGAGUACGAUUUCUACAUCUUCUCGAGCGCUUGUCGGUUCGAUCUGUAUGAAACGGACUUCGGAUGGGGAAAACCGACAUGGGUCGGAGUUCCGUCUGUACAGCAGAAGAACAUGAUGGUGCUUUUCGACACGAAGGAGCCUGGAGGAAUCGAAGUGUGGGUUAAUCUGCAUGAAGAAGAGAUGGAACUCUUUGAAAAAGACAGCGAAUUUAUCGAAUUCGCUUCUCCAAAUCCCUGCAUCAUUGAACCCUUUCUCCAUGUCCUUUGAUCGCUACAGAACCGAAGCUUCCAGGGCAGAUAUGUAUGUUCUUCAAGGAAAAGAGAAAGAUACAACGCGGAAAUCAACUAGCCGUUGGAGGCUACAAAAUGAUGACGUGGAAAAUGAAAUAAUCCAAUAAAUAAAUAAUAAAUGAAAAUUAAUGUCGGUGAACUUUUUUUUUUUUUUGUUAAAGGUCGGUGAACGGGCAUUUAUCUUUAAAUGAUAAUGAGAAAUGACCGUUCGGUUUUAAUUCAAAGAUUGAGGUUGGAGCGGAACCGAAGAUCGAGAAUCGCAGAAGCGAAGAUCGAGAAUCGCAGUUUACAAGCGAAAGCAUAAGGAAGGCGAGGACUCACAUGAUUAGGAUUAGGGUUUUUCUCUUUCAUCUGUUCUUCGCCAGGAAAAGCUUUCAACUCCCAAUGGAAUCAAGGCAAGAUCUUGCACUGUAUCUUCUCCUUUCAGCUUCCGGAUUGAUGAAAGAGCAGAAAAGAGGAAAGAGGUAUAAUUGCCCUGAGAAGACGAAGAUGGAGCAAUAGAUUAUUAACUUUCUUGUUGUGGCUUUGUUAGUUCUUCAAGAAAGUUGAAGAGAAGAACAAGAAUGAGGUGGCUGAAAAAGAUCGAUCGCUCUCUGGCUUAAAGGCAACGCGUAUCACCCACUUUGCUUAUAAAGCUACUGCAGGUUCAGUCCGAAAGCAUUUCCAGAACUUAAAAAAUGGAUGUCUUGAUGAGAUUGGGAAAGCAAGAAAUGAGUGGGCAACAUCUCCGGAGACAUCAAAAUUUAGGUACUUUUCUUUCUUUCUUCAAAGUUGGAUUUCUUAUCUCGUUAGGGAGACAAGCCGGCAUGUCUUCUUCCUAUUUUGGAUUUUAGAAUCCGGUGGUCAACAGGCAAAAAUACCCUGUAAGCAAGUCUCUCUUUUAUGGGAUUUUUCCCUUUUUGAGAAAGUUUUAAUCUUUUUUUUUUGAAUGAUCAUAUGCAGUUUUGUUUGCCCUUUUUCCAACAGAGCUCUUAUAAACUGAACUAACAAUCUCAAGGGGUUAUAUAGUGAAUCGUCUCCAUUAACCCAGAAGAAUCGCAGAAGCCUCUGGCGUUGCCCACAUGCUUCAAGAGCGAGAUUCCCAUGUCUCUUGUUUCAGGGCAUCAUUUCUCAGGCUGUCCUGUGAAACGGGACACUGGGUUUGCUGUGCCGACAAGAAUACAACACAGUGUCCAAACCGACAAUGACCGCGAGAGGUUGACAACUCAUGCCGCUUUUACUUUCCCGCCGGUGUUUCUGACAAAAGGAGGCCGAGACACAAAGCAGAAGCAGGUCAAGCAAGACCUUUUCGAGGCCAUCGCCCUCCUCGACCACGCUGCCAUGCCUGACGACAAGCUCCGUGUGGAUCAGUCUAUUACAAUCCAGAACCUUGAGAGCAAUUUCAUAAGUCAAAUCGAUGGGCACUGGUUCAUGAUAGUAAAACAUGAUUGCUAAUGAGGAUUCGUAUGGAGAAUACAUUAGCAAUUCUAAUGAGGAUUCAUAUGGAGAAUACAACAUACAGGUGACGGAUAGUGCGUAAGCUGGAAGCGGUUAAUCCUACUAAGGCGCCUCUGAAUUCCGAUUUACUCAAUGGAAAAUGGGAGAUCAUUGAUACGACCUCUGUGUCCAUUUUUCAGAUAAAGUAUGCAGAUACCACAGACGAGACUGAGCUCAGCCUCACCAAGACAAUGUAGGAACCAACAUCUAUGCUUGAACAACAAUGAGAAGUCUCAUCAUCCUCCACAGGAGAUUCUUCGGUAAUCACAAGAAUUACCGAGAAUGCUGCAGGAGAGAAGCAAAGACACAGAAAGAUCCAUCCUUCCACUCCUACCACUUCACUACUGAAGAGGAAAACUCGGGAAAAUCUUUCUCUGAUCCAUAAGUGGGUUCUCCAGCAUUAGUGAAAAAAUCGUUGAUACGUGGAUAGCUGUCUUGACAUAGAUGCCAGCAUUCUAUGGUGUUGAGUGAAAUAGAAAGUUUUGUUUUCAGCUCUGUUGAUUUCCUCGAAUUCGUGUAUAUAGCCAAUGUAGUACUACUUAGAUGUAGAAUGUAUGCAUUUUUUUUGCAUGUUAUUUGCCCUUUGUCAAAAGCUUCAGAAACUCAUUGAUCACGCGUCUGUUAGAUUUUCAUCGCUGUUUUGAUCUUGUAUUGGUGUGUAGCCUCUUCCUCCUAUGGGUUGAUGGGGUUGAUUUGGUUGGUGCAAAGAAAACAACAGGGGUGAAAGCAAACAUGUGCAGAGGCAAACCGACAUGGGCCGGAGUUUCGUCUGUACAGCAGAAGAACAUGGUGGUGCUUCGGGACACGAAGGAGAGCCUGGAGGAAUCGAAGUGUGGGUUAAUCUGCAUGAAGAAGACAGGGAAUUUAUCGAAUACGCUUCUCCAAAUCCCUGCGUCAUCGAAUCCUUUCUCCCUUUCCUUUGAUCACUACAGAACCGAAGCUUCCGGAGCAAAUAUGCAUGGUCUUUAUACCAAAAAAAAAAAUAUGCAUGGUCUUCAUGGAAAAGAUAAAGAUCCAACGCGGAAAUCAACUAGCCGUUGGAGGUAAAGUAUGAUGACGUGGAAAAUGAAUUAAUGUCGGCUAUCCUCUUUUUUUUUGGUUAUAGGUCGGUGGACAUAAUAUCCUUAAAAGAGAGAAUUACGGUCAUAAUCAGAGUUUCAAUUCAAAUCUCGAGGUUGGAGCGGAAGCGAAGAUCAAGAAUCGCAGUUUCCCAGGGAAAGCAUUACGAACGCGAGAGAGAAAUCACAGGAUUAGGGUUUUUCUCUUUCCUCUGUUCGAAGUAUUCAGUGUUUUCUUUCUUCUUCUUCUUCUUCUUCUUCUUCUUGUCUGUCUGGAUUGCGAGAAAAUGGGAGACCGCUUGUCUGGCUCGCUUAUUUCCGUGAAACCGAAGAGAUUGCGAGAAAAUGGGGGAAUCCCUACCGCAUUGCAGCCAAGAAAAGCUUUCAACUCCUAAUGGAAUCAAGGCAAGAUCUUGCACUGUAUCCUCUCCUUUCGGCUUCCGGAUUGAUGAUAGAGCAGAAAAGAUGAAAGAGUUCUUCAAGAAACUGGAAGAGAAGAACAACAAUGAGGUGGCUGGAAAAGCUAGUGCAGAUUCAAUCACAUGCAUUUCCGUAAAAAAUGGAUGUCUUGAUUAGACUAGGAAAACUGGGGAGAACCUUUCUCGGCAUACCCAUCAAUGGAUUCUCUAACACAAGUGAAAAAAUCAAUGACCUAUGCAUAGAUGUGUAUCAUGUGUUGACAUAGUUGCCAGCAUUCUAUGGUGUUGGCUGGAGUAGAAAGUUUUGUUUUUGGGCUCGGGUUAUUACAUCGUGUUCGUAUCUGUAGGCUAUGCAGUACUCUAGAUAUAAAUACAUAUAUUUUGCAUAUUAAUUACCCUAUCGGAAGCUUCAGCUUCAGAAACCCGUUUAACAGUUGCUUAUUAUAUUUUCAUAGCUAUUCUGAUCUUGUGUGGAUGCGUAGCUUUCUCAUUUGGUUUUCAUGAGGUUGAUGCUGAUAUAGAGAAAACAACAGGGGCGAAAGCUAACGUGUGGGCAACAUCCCCAGAGGGAGCCGACAUCAAAAUUUAGGUACUUUUCUUUCUCUCUUCAAAAUUCAAUUUCUUAUCUCGUUAGGGAGACAAGCUGGCAUGUCUUCUUCCUCUUUUGGAUUUUAGAAUCUGGUGGUCAGGUCAACAGGCAAAUGCCCUGUAAGUAAGUCUAUCUUUGAUGGGAUUUUUUCCUUUUCGAGAAAGUUUUAAUCUUAUUUUUUUUAUGAAUCAUGAUCAUGCUGCUUUUUAAUGUUUCUUAGUUUGCCCUUUUUCCAACAGAGCUCUUAUUAACUGAGCUAGCAAUCUCGAAGGUUGAUAUAGUGAAUCGUCCCUAUUAACCCAUAAGAAUCGCAGAAGCCUCUGGCAUUGCUUACAUGCUUCAAGAGCGAGAUUCUCAUGUCUCCUGUUUCCAGGCAUCAUUUCUCAAGCUGUCUUGUGGACAACAUCUCCAGAGGGAGCCGACACCAAAAUUUAGGUACUUUUCUUUCUCUCUUCAAAAUUCAAUUUCUUAUCUAGUUAGGGAGACGAGCUGGCAUGUCUUCUUCCUCUUUUGGAUUUUAGAAUCUGGUGGUCAGGUCAACAGGCAAACACCCUGUAAGUAAGUCUAUCUUUGAUGGGAUUUUCCCCUUUUCGAGAAAGUUUUAAUCUUUUUUUUUUAUGAUCAUGAAUCAUUAUCAUGCUGCUUUUUUUAUGUUUCUUAGUUUUCCAUUUUUCCGACAGAGCUCUUAUUAACUGAAUUAGCAAUCUCGAAGGCUGAUAUAGUGAAUCGUCCCAAUUAACCCAGAAGAAUCGCAGAAGCCUCUGGCAUUGCUCACAUGCUUCAAAGAGCGAGAUUCUCAUGUCUCCUGUUUCAGGGCAUCAUUUCUCAAGCUGUUCGUGGGCUUGCUGUGCCGACAAGAUUACAACACAGUGUCUGAACCGAUGACUGUGAGAGGUUGAAAACUCGAGCUGCUUUUACUUCCUUGCCAGAGAUUCUGACGAGAGGAGGCCGAGGCAUGAAGCUGAAGCAGCUCAGCUGAAGCAAGACCUUUUCGUCGCCAUCGCCGCUUGAUGACAAGCUCCGUGUUGAUAGGUUUUCUUUUCCUUUCCUUUUGAUUCUGAAUUCUUAUUUUGUCAGGAGAGUGUCGCCUUUUUCCUCAGCUUCUGGAAUCUGAUGUUCCACAGGCAAAUACCCUGUAAGUAACUCUCCCUUUUAUGGGAUUUUCUUUUUUUCGAGGAAGUUGUAGUCUCUAUUUUUUUUAAUGAUCAUGAUCAUGCUGCUUUUUUGUGCUUCGGGUGAUACGUGGUUGAGUUGUAACAAGAAGUAAAUAAGGAACCAACAAGAAUCUGAUUUAGCAACGCGUUAUUUGCUCUGUGUUAAAAAGCUUCAGAAAUGCAAAUUAUUUGCUCUGUGUUAAAAGCUUCAGAAACGCGUUGAACACUUGCUUGUUAGAUUUUAAUCGCCGCUGUUCUGAUCUUGUAUUGAUGUGUUGCUUCUUCCACCUAAGGUUUUCAUGGGAUUGAUUUUUGUGCAAAGAAAAAAAAUACAGGGGCGAAAGCAAACAUGUGGGCUCAAACUUCUGAAACAUGUGGGAUGAUUUUUUGUGCAAAGAAAACAAUAGGGGACAAAGCAAACGGUAUCUAAAAUUAGGUACUUUUCUUUUUUCUUUUUAAAAUUCAAUCUCUUAUUUUGGUAGGAGAGACAUGUCCGACAGUCUUCUUCCUCCGUGAGCCUCUGGAAUCAGAUAUUCAACAAGCAAAUAACCUGUUUUCAUGGGAUUGAUAUUUGCGUAAAGAAAAAAAAACAGUGGCGAAAGCAAACAUGUGGGCAGCAUCUGCUUUAGAAGUCGAAUCUGAAACAUGUGGGAAUCAUGUGGUUUGAUUUUUUUUUUCAAAAAAAACAUGACAGAAGAAAGCAAACAUGUGGGCAACAUCUGCAGAGGGAGACGGUUUCUAAAGUUAGUUAGCUUCUAGAAUCGGAUGUUCAACAAGCAAAUACCCUAGCAUCAUUUCUCGGGCAGUCUCGUGAAACGGGAUACUGGGUUUGCUGUGCCGACAAGAUAACAACGCAGUGUCCGAAACAACACUGACCGCGAGAGCUUGAAAGCUCGAGCCGCUUUUACUUUUCCACCGGCCUUUCUGACGAAAGGAGGCCAAGAUGGGAAGCUGAAGCAGCUCAAGCAAGACUUUUUCGUCACCAUUGCCCCCCUCGGCUGCUGCCCGAUGACAAGCUCGUGUUGAUCAGUCUGUUACAAUCCAGAACCUUGAGAGCAAUUUCAUAAGUCAAAUCGAUGGGCAAUUUCUAAUGAGGAUUCAGAUGGAGAAUACAAUAUACAGGUUUGUUCUUGGUAAUCAAACCUAUCAUAAGAUAACGCCUGCUUACAAGAAUCCAUGAGGUUUGGACGGAUAGUGCGUAAGCUGAAAGCGGUUAAUCCUACCAAGCCGCCUCUGAAUUCUAAUGUACUCAAUGGAAAAUGGGAGAUCAUUUAUACGACCUGUGUCCAUUUUUCAGAUAAAGAUACCACAGACGUGACUGAGCUCAGCCUCACCAAGACAAUGUAGGAACUAACAUCUAUGCUUGAACAACAAUGAGAAGUCUCAUAGUCCUCCACAGAAGAUUUCUUCAGUAAUCACAAGAAAUACCGAGAAUGCUGCAGGAUAGAAGCAAAGAAACAGAAAGAUCCAUCCUUCCACUCCUGCCACUUCACUACUUGAAAGGAAAACUCGGGAAAAUCUUUCUCUGAAUAUCCAUCAGUGGGUUCUCCAGCGUUAGUGAAAAAAUCGUUUGAUAUAUGGAUAGCUGUCUUGACUUAGAUAUCAGCAUUCUAUGAUGUUGAGUGAAGUAGAAAGUUUUGUUUUCAGCCCCAUUGAUUUCCUCGAAUUCGUGUAUAUUGCCAAUGUAGUACUACUUAGAUGUAGAAUGUAUGUAUUUUUUUGCAUAUUAUUUGCCCUUUGUCAAAAGCUUCAGAAACUCGAAGAACACUUUUGUGUAGCCUCUUCCUCCUAUGGUUUGAUGGUGUUGAUUUGAUGCAAAGAAAACAACAGGGGUGAAAGCAAACCUGUGGGCAACAUGUGCUGGGGAAGACUGGAGUUAGGUACUUCUUUUUCUUCCUCAAAAUUCAGUUUCUUAUUUUGUUAGGAGAGUAUCUUCUACUUUCAAAAUUAGCUUCUGGAAUAUGAUGUUCCACUGACAAAUACCCUAUUAACCUGUAAGCAAUUCUCUCUUUUAUGUUUUAGUCUCUUUUUUAAAAUGAUCAUGGUCAUGCUGCUUUUUUCUGCUUCGGAUGGUUUAUGGUUCAGCUCUAACAGGAAAUAGGUGAGGAACCAACAACAAUAUGACUUAGAAAUUAACAAAACUUUAUAAGUUGAAAAUAUAUACAUUUUUCAUAUUAUUUGCCACAUGUUAAAUGCUUCAGAAAUGCGUAGAAUACUUGCUUCUUAGAUUUUCAUCGCUGCUGUUCUGAUCUUUUAUGGAUCUGUACUUUCUUCCUCCUAUGGUUUCCUCGGGGUUAAUAUUUGUGUAAAGAAAACAGGGCAGACAGAAAACACUGGGGAAACAUCUGCAGAGCGAAACCGUAUCUAAAGUUAGACGAUUUUGAUGAAAGGAGGCUGAGGCGCGAUGCUGAAGCAGCUCAGGCAAGACCUUUUCGACACAAUCCCCCCUCGAUCAUGGCGCCAUGCGAUUGAGAUUCAAGCAGUGGCGCGAUGAAAGGAGGCUGAGGCGCGACGCUGAAGCAGCUCAAGCUCCGUGUUGAUCAGGUUUUCUUUUCCUUUCCUUUUGAUUAUGAAUUCUUGUUUUGUCAAGAGAAUGUUGCCUUUUUCCUCAGCUUCUGGAAUCUGAUGUUCCACAGGCAAAUACCCUGUAAGUAAUAAUUCUCCCUUUUAUGGGAUUUUCCCCUUUUCGAGAAAGUUGUAGUCUCUAUUUUUUUAAUGCUCAUGAUCAUGCUGCUUUUUAAUUCUUCGGUUGUUAUGUGGUUGAGUUGUAACAGGUAGUAGAUAAGGAACCAACAAGAAUCUGAUUUAGAAGUUGGCAAAACUUUUAUAGAUUGAAAUGUAAAUAUUUUGCAACUUAUUUGCCCCGUGUUAAAAGCUUCAGAACGCGUAGAACACUUGCUUGUUAGAUUUUAAUCGUUGUUGUUCUGAUUGUGUUGAUGUUUUGCUUCUUCCACCUAAGGUUUUCAUGGGAUUGGUUUUUGUCCAAAGAAAAAAAAAUAGGGGCGAAAGCAAAAAUUAGGGCAACAUCCGAAGAGGGAGACAGAAUCUAAAAUUAGGAUAUGAUGUUCAACAGAUAAAUACCAUCGCUUCUUCCACCCAAGGUUUUCAUGGGGUUGACUUUGGUGCAAAGAAAACAACAGGGGCGAAAAGCAUGCAUAUCAGCAACAUCUGCCGAGGGAAACAAUAUCUUAAGUUAGGUACUUUUGUUUUUUCCGUUCAAAAUUCAAUUUUUUAAUUUGUUUUUUCCUUGUCUUUUUCCUAAAAAUUUAGCUUCUAGAAUCUGAUUAUGAACAAGCAAAUAACGUCAGAUUCUAGAAGCAAAUAACCUCUUAGUAACUCUCUGUUUUGUUUUACCUUUACAUUUUCGAGAAAGUUCUAGUCUUUUUUUUUUUUAUGUUAGUAUCUCUGCCUUUUUGUACUUUGGAUGAUCUGUUGUUGAGUGGUACGAGACCUUACGUGAAUCUGAUUUAGAAGACUUGGUAUAGAUUGAAAAUGUGUAUAUUUUGCAUAUUAUUUGCCCUGUGUUUAAAGCUUCAGUAACGUGUAGAGCACUUGCUUGUCAGAUUUUCGUCGUUGUUAUUCUGUUCUUGUGUUCAUGUGUUUCUUCUUCCUCUUAUGGUUUCCACGGGGUUGAUAUUUGUGCGGAGAAAACGGCAAGGCCGACAGCAAACCUUUGGGCAACAUCUUAUUUAGAAGUCGAAUCUAAAACAUGUGGGAAACAUGUGUGUUGAUUUUUGUGCAAUGAAAACAAGAUGGGAGAAAGCAAACAUGUUGGCAACAUCUGCAGUGGGAGAUAAUAUCUAAAGUUAUGUGCUUUUCUUUUUUCUUUUCAAGAAUCAAAAUUCAAUUUUUUUUUUAUUUUGUUAGGAGAGACAAGCUGACAGUCUUCUUCCUCGGUUAGCUUCUAGAAUCUGAUGUUCAUCAAGCAAAUACCCUGAAAAGUACGAUUGUAGGACUUUCGAUUUCAGUCAGUAAUACCCAACAAUGAGAAGAAGCAGUCAGUCCUAUGUCAAAUAUCACAGAGGUCACAGAGGUGAGCAACAAUGAGAAGUCUUAUCAACCUCCCCAGAAGAUUUCUUAGGUGAUCACUAGAAUGCUGCAGGAGAGAAGUCUUAUCUAGCACUUCACUACUGAAGAGCAAAACUCGGGAGAAUCUUUCUGCGAAUAUCCAUCAGUGGGUUAUGGAAAAAUCAAUGAUAUAUAGAUGGGCUUGCUUGUUAGAUUUUCAUCACUGUUAUGAGCUUCAGAAGCUCGAAGAAAACUUGCUUUUUAGAUUUUCAUCACUGUUUUGAUCUUGUAUUGGUGUAAAGCUUCUCCCUCGUGUGGUUUCAUGGGGUUGAUUUGGUGGAAAGAAAACAGCAGGGUGAAAGCAAACACGUGGGCAUCUGCAGAGGGAGAUAAUAUUUGUUAGGAGAGUGUCGGCUUUCUUCCUCACUUGCCUUCUGGAAUCUAAUGUUCCCCAGGCAAAUACCCUGAGCGAAGACAAACAUGUGGUCAACAUCCGCUGAGGGGGAUGGUAUCUAAGCUUAGGUACUCUUUUACAUUUUUUCUCUUCAAAACCGAGUGUCUUCUUCCAGAGCUAGCUUCAAGAAUACGAUGUUCAACAGGCAAAUACCAU